UCUCACAGUAUUUCAAACAGAAAGAAAUUGCUUUCGUAUAUACAUUCAAAUUUACUGAGCUCCUCAGCUGUCGUGAGAGGACCUUUUGGAGAUCGAAGAGUUGUUUAUUGCGAUUAUACAGCCUCGGGAUUAAGUCUUAAAUUUUUUGAAGAGUUUAUUUCGAAUGAAGUUCUUCCUCAAUAUGCUAACGUUCAUUCAUUUCUUGCCGGAAUGUCUUGCCAGACCACUUCAUAUAGAAAUGAUGCAAAAAACAUAAUUAAAGAGGCAGUUAACGCAUCAGAUGAUGAUGCAUUAAUAUUUUGUGGAAGUGGAACCACGGGUGCAAUUCAUAAACUUAUUCAUAACAUCAACUUAAAUGAACCUCCCAUUGUUUUCGUUGGACCUUUUGAACACCAUUCAAAUUUAUUACCUUGGAGACAUCUUGCACAGAAAGUUAUUCGACUCAAAACUAACUCGGAUGGGGGCCUUUCUUUGUCAUACUUGGAGGAUGCAUUGAAAGCGGAAAGUAAAAUAGCAAAGAAACUUGGGUGUCAAAUACUGGUUUGUCUUUCUGCUGCCUCUAAUGUUACUGGUAUAUUGGUUGAUACUAACGCUGCUUCUUCUCUUGUUCAUCGUUAUGGUGGGAUUAUAUUUUGGGAUUAUGCAGCCGCUGCACCUUAUGUUGAGAUGAAUAUGAAUCCAAUUUCAGAAGGCAGAGACUCUUAUAAAGAUGCCAUCUUCUUUUCCGUUCACAAAUUUGUUGGAGGUCCACAGACACCUGGUAUUCUAGUGGCCAAGAAACGACUAUUUAAGGCUGGUGAAACAUUCCCUCAUCAAAGUGGUGGUGGAACCGUGAAUUUCGUCCGCAGGGAGUCUACUUCAUAUUUUAAGGAGGUAGAAUUUCGGGAAGAAGGUGGUACCCCAGCCAUUAUCGAAUCAAUUCGAGCUGGAAUGGUGAUUCAACUCAAGGAAGCUAUCGGUUCAAGACUGAUUCAGAAGCGUGAAGAGGAUUUAGUCCAAUUAGCAUGGAGCAGAUUUGCUGAAUGUCCUAAUCUUGUUAUUCUGGGAGGAAGUAAGGCUAAAAGAAUUGCCAUUUUCUCCUUCCUGGUUCGUCAUACACGCAGUAGUUAUGUCAAGGAUCCUAAGUAUAGAGAGGAAAAUUGUCUAUUUAUUCAUCACGAUUUCAUCUGCGCUCUCUUGAACGAUUUAUUUGGAAUUCAAUCUCGAUCGGGCUGUGCUUGUGCUGGACCUUAUGCGCUGGAUCUUCUGGGUAUCAAUGAAGAACUGGCCAUUAGCUAUGAAAAUACGCUCAUUUCAAGAGAUAAUGAGGAGAUCUACGAGCAUAGAGUCCUUCGCCCUGGCUUCACAAGAAUUAAUCUGCCAUUCUUCUAUCCUGAUGAAGAGAUUGAUUUCAUUAUUGAUGCCACCAUUUUCGUUGCUAAGUACGCCUGGACAUUCUUACCAUUCUAUGAAUUGGAUCAGAAUUCAGGGCAGUGGCGUUAUUGUAAUGACAAGAGAACAGAUAUGAGUAAACAUUUGUCAUUCAUCUCAUAUGAUCAAGGGGUGAUGAGAUGGAGAAAACCUGCCUCCAAAUCUGCUGGUCCUGUUCCCUCAUCUUUUUCGGUAAGUUGA
Molecule: messenger RNA, 1611 nt
Organism: Rodentolepis nana
Lineage: Eukaryota; Metazoa; Platyhelminthes; Cestoda; Cyclophyllidea; Hymenolepididae
Source: the annotation of a GenBank genome assembly